Fonsecaea erecta is the source of this 507-nucleotide messenger RNA. RefSeq lists its product as hypothetical. The transcript is spliced from 2 exons. The record is from RefSeq and is a predicted model, not a curated record. Lineage: Eukaryota; Fungi; Ascomycota; Eurotiomycetes; Chaetothyriales; Herpotrichiellaceae. The coding region runs from base 1 to 507 and encodes 168 amino acids.
AUGAAAUCUUCUCCCUCCGAGUUGUGCCAGGAGUACGUUCCGGAACCGAACGUGCCCUGGCAAUCUACCAAAGCUGGAAGCACUGAUGGACCCUCGUCGGGUGCCCUCAAGCGACUGCAGCGGCGGUGGACAGGGACCUCGACCUCCCUGUCCAAGAACGUAAUCUUAUUUAUUGCUGCGGACGAGACGGCUGAGAAACCGGAUUUCUCUUCACAUAAGGGGCCUCGACGGGCUUGUCCGAGUGGUAGUUCCGAGACGGCGGCCUUUACUUGUUGUAUUGCCGGACCCACUGAGAAUGAUGCAGAUGACGCCCCUCUCAGUGCUCAGGCUGGACCCGAAUCAGGAGAUGAUACGGAAGAUAGUCGCUCUCCAUCAGAUCAAGCGUGGGAAGAUUGGGAAUGUUGGGAAUGUUAUUUUCCCGAAGGAUAUAUAGGCGCAUUGGGACAAGAUUUUAUGAAUGCCCCGGCGACGGCGAGUUCCGACAUUAAUGAAGAGGAAGAUUAUUAG